CGCAAACUUAAAAUGGCUGACCACAUGGAUACAAAGUCCUCUGUUGAGGAGAACGCAAAUAACUGUGCAAAUGGUCCAGACCCUGAUGUGCCCGUGGAAGAGAUGACCUCUAAAGACUAUUACUUUGACUCCUAUGCUCAUUUCGGCAUACACGAGGAAAUGUUGAAAGAUGAAGUGAGAACGUUGACGUACAGGAAUUCCAUGUUUCACAACAAACACUUGUUUCGUGGGAAAGUUGUCCUGGAUGUUGGCUGUGGUACUGGUAUUCUCUCUAUGUUUGCUGCAAAAGCUGGGGCUUCUAAAGUCAUUGGGAUUGAAUGUUCCAGUAUCAUUGAUUAUGCAGAGAAAAUAGUGCAGGCAAAUCAUUUGGACCAUGUUGUGUCAUUAGUCAAAGGUAAAGUGGAAGAAGUGCAGCUUCCAGAAGGCAUAGAAAAGGUUGACAUCAUCAUCAGUGAAUGGAUGGGCUAUUGUCUGUUCUAUGAAUCCAUGCUCAAGACAGUGCUAUAUGCCAGAGACAAGUGGCUGAAACCUGGUGGAUUGAUUUUCCCAGACAGAGCCACGCUGUAUAUAUGUGCCAUAGAAGACAGACAGUACAAAGAUGACAAAAUCAACUGGUGGGAUAAUGUUUACGGGUUUGAUAUGAGUGCUGUAAGAAAAAUAGCCAUCACAGAACCCCUGGUGGAUGUCGUUGAUCCCAAACAAGUCAUCACAAAUUCUUGCCUCGUCAAGGAAGUAGAUAUUUACACAGUGAAGGAGGAAGAUGUCAGUUUUACGGCGCCCUUCCAUUUGCAAUGCAGACGCAAUGACUAUAUCCACGCUUUAGUGUGUUUCUUCAAUAUAGAGUUCACAAAAUGUCACAAGCGCACUGGAUUCUCUACAGCCCCAGAGGCACCUUACACUCACUGGAAGCAAACAGUAUUCUAUGUUGACGAUGACUCGCUGACUGUCAAGAAGGGAGAAGAAAUAUAUGGUACUUUUGGCAUGACCCCUAACAAGAAAAAUGACAGGGACUUGGAUUUCACCCUGGACUUGGACUUCAAGGGAGAGCUGUCUGAGUUAACCGGCACAUAUCAUUACAAGAUGCGCUAAAGAAGAUAGCCGCGAGACCAGAAUGGACAGAGUGACUGUCAGCUAGUGACAGGACAACAGACUGUGAUGUGGCAUCAGUUAUUGACUUGGAGCGGGGGUGUAGGCAGACACUGGGGGUGGGGAUUCCACAUGCUGUAUGGUGCUGUUCUGUACAGCUGGUGUGAACUGCGUCUCUGCGACUUGGUUGUCUGUGCAGGCGGUCCUAAUUGCUGGAGGGGCUCGCCAGUCGGUCAACACAGUUACAAGUCAUGCUGCCUAUUUUAGCCCAAACGAAAUAUAAACACACUUACAUUUAUUGCAUUUACAGCCUGAGAAACAUGAACAUUUGUCUCUUCCUCCCCUCCU
Molecule: messenger RNA, 1434 nt
Organism: Liolophura sinensis
Lineage: Eukaryota; Metazoa; Mollusca; Polyplacophora; Chitonida; Chitonidae
Product: protein arginine N-methyltransferase 1-like
Exons: 10
Coding region: 13-1089 (358 amino acids)
Biological process (GO): peptidyl-arginine methylation, to asymmetrical-dimethyl arginine; chromatin remodeling
Cellular component (GO): nucleus
Molecular function (GO): protein-arginine omega-N asymmetric methyltransferase activity; protein-arginine omega-N monomethyltransferase activity; histone methyltransferase activity
Source: RefSeq, a predicted model, not a curated record